Guyanagaster necrorhizus is the source of this 1928-nucleotide messenger RNA. RefSeq lists its product as uncharacterized. Gene Ontology annotation, biological process: positive regulation of transcription by RNA polymerase II; cell differentiation. Gene Ontology annotation, cellular component: nucleus. Gene Ontology annotation, molecular function: RNA polymerase II cis-regulatory region sequence-specific DNA binding; DNA-binding transcription activator activity, RNA polymerase II-specific. The record is from RefSeq and is a predicted model, not a curated record. The transcript has 4 exons. The coding region runs from base 199 to 1890 and encodes 563 amino acids. NCBI's taxonomy places the organism in Eukaryota, Fungi, Basidiomycota, Agaricomycetes, Agaricales, Physalacriaceae.
ACGCGUAUAGUCGCGUGUCCUGAGCCUUUGCUGAAAAUUUUGUUUUGGGUCAGACCGAACCUACCUUCCAGAAUCGUCAAUGACAUCGACAAAGAAUAUAAAAGUCGCCUGUCAAGAUGAAAGAGAAGGGUCUUUCGCGUGCACUUCAUCAGCCAUUCACCAAGUUAACCUGCUUCCAAAUCUUUCCUUAACUUCAAGAUGCAAAGUAGCAAUGUCCCGAGUCUAUUCAACUCCACUUGGUCCUUCCAGGAUCAACAUUCUCAAGAUCAUUACUCGCCCCCUACUGAAGAAUUCAGUAAUCUUUCUUUGUCGGAGAUUCGUUUGGCACGAUCUGCCCGUGGGGCCCACGCGUAUAGAUCUCUGAAAGCAUUGGACGUUACUCAGAACAUUGGUCCUCUCGAUGUAGCCCUUACACCAGGUUCCUACCCAUCGACGCCCUAUGUUCAUUUACGCGCCACUCUACCCACGUCUGCUUUUGACAACAAUUCGAUAUCAUCACCCACCCUUAUUUUUCAUCAUAUGCAUCCCCCGACGCCCCAUAUCCCCCCAUCCGCCACUCUAUCUGCCCCUUCUGCAGAUGAAUGUUCGAUGCCGUUAACCCAGCCUCCCCAGAUUGCGGGAAAUAGUCUUGGUGUUCAUCGUAUGCAUGCAGCGACAUCGGGUACCAUGCUUCCAACCUCAUUAUCGACGUUACCUUCCACCCCAGAACCGGGGCCUCAAGCGGGCAUUGCGCCCGAUUCCAUAGCCAAGGCCCAAAAGGUCCGUCGUCCACCCAAUCCUUUCAUGUUCUUUCGCUCGCACCUCUAUCGUUCGCACCUCGAAAAAUUAUCCAACAAAGACCCAAAAGCCAAGAAGGGUCAGCAGCAGGUUUUCAGUCGGGUUGCCGGAGAAGCAUGGAAUCGUACCACUCUUGAGGAGCGUCAACCCUUCAUAGAACUGGCAAAGGAGGCGCAAAAGACUCAUCGCAGAGAUCAUCCUGAUUAUAAGUAUUCACCGCAGCGCAAGAGGUCUAGGAUGAAAGGCCAUUCGAGACGCGAUCUGGAGAGUGGGGCCGACGAUACAGCGCCGAUUAGCAAAUUUGUUUUCGUGGAGAAUGUCCUCGAUUUACAAGGUAAGGCUAUCCAAGAAAAGCCCUCUCGGCGUCGUGGGAAGGGUCGUGCUCAGCGCUUCGGGGCUCCUUCUACCAGCCGGAUCCACCCUGCACUAUCACAACCUGCGAUUGCCCCAGCGUCGCCCGCCACCGGCUAUCGCACACAUGAGCUUGGGCCCAUGCAAACACCUUCUUUCGUUUACGUCCCCCAGCAGUUUUGUGGACAUUCGGAGGGUCUCGCGGAUGCUCCUCACCAGCACAUUCCUCUUCUUGAUACCGGAAUCAACAUGGCAGCGCCUUCGCUUUCGUCUAUCACUCAGCCAUCUCCCGCCGACGAUAAUACCACCCAGAUAGGACUGACUCCAGCUCCCGUCUUCCCUUUCUCGACUUUGUCACAUACUUCGCAAAAUGCAUUCGGUUUCGCUCGUGCCACCAGAACUGACAAUGCGACAUCGCUGACUGUUACUGCCCCAGCGUCGCCCAUCAGCUAUCACUCCGCUGAGCUGGGACCUGCAUCAGCGCCCUUCAUCUCUUCGUCAACCAUGCCGCAUAUGUCUCUGGAUUCGUUUGGUUAUCCCGCUGAUCUCUCGUUGCUUAUUGCACCUCGACGUCCUUCGAGCUCGCUGGGUUUCUUUCGUGACCUUGAACGCGGAAAAAUCAUUUCCCGUCCAGCUUCGACAGUCCCUGCGGUCUCUCAUCCCGCAACAGACCAUCAUUAUGUCAUGCAUCCAUACACGUCGAGCCUGAUCGACCACUACGCCAAUAGUCUAGCGGAGGACGUAUCACCCUCCCCAGUGUGACAAACCGUGGGUGAAUCUGCCCGAUGACGCAUAAGUAU